UCAUGUCCGCUUGGCUUGCGGGACCCACAACAUAGCUUCUUGCACGUAGGCUUUGGCGCCUGGCCUAAUGAUCGCCUGCAUUUGCCCACAUGUUAAUAACACUGUUCCUCAAAUCUCAUUGGCUCACUUCACCCCUUUCUCCACCAUUUGGCAUACCUUCCAAUCCUUACCAUGAACCUUCACACAGCCGAUCCUUACACCAAACACCCUGACAGCGCGACGACUAUGCGAAAAAAAAGUCAACAAUCUUCUUCUGUUCAGAUAAAAGAUUCGAGAACCUCCUCUGAAUCAAUCCGAUUAUGGAGUCCUAAUUCCUCAUAAUCCACCAUCAAUAUCCUCUUUUUUAAUAAUGACAAAAGUUUCUUCUUCCAAAACGGCGGAGCAACGGCGGAGCAGCCGCAGCCGGCGGACCAAAUUCCAUAUAAUCACCACCGUCUCCUUGAUAGCAAUCAUCUUUACCUACAUGUUCAAUACAAACACUUUCAUUUCCAAUAUUUCAUUUAAUUUCACAACCAAGAACAUAAUCCCACUUCAAUCUCAUCUGUUGGAGAAUCAAACAUUCAUAGUCAAUCAGUUGAAAUCGACUUCAACGAUUCAUGAUCCCGUUUUGAUCGUUAAAGAAGUCAUCGUCGGAGAAUCUGAUCAGAUUCAGAACCCACUGCUUCCACCCAUCAAUCUCACCAAGAAACAAAGAAUCAGUUGGUUCAAGAACAAGCUUCCCGAAUUCGAUAUCUUGAAAUCCAACAAAGAAUUCGAAGUUCGAGCUCGAGAGUUUCUUAAGGAAUGCAAAGUUCGAUUCUUCAUGACGUGGAUAUCGUCGCCGUUCAGGGUUUUUGGUGAACGAGAGUUUCUUGCUGUCGAUGCUUUGUUUAAAUCGAAUCCAGAUAGUUGUUUGAUGAUAUUAUCGACCACGAUAAUGGAUAUCGUUUAUGGGUUUAGAAUCUUGAAACCCAUCGUCGAUCGUGGGUUUAGGGUUCAGGCGAUCACACCGGACUUGAAUUUCUUGUUCGAAAACACUCCGGCGAAAUCUUGGUUCGUUCAUAUCAAGAAUGGGAAUCGAGAUCCUGGUGAAAUCCCAUUAGCUCAGAAUCUUUCCAAUCUCAUCAGACUCGUGGUUCUUUACAAAUAUGGUGGUGUUUAUCUCGACACCGAUUUCAUCCCUUUGAAAGAUUUCAGCGAUUUACAGAACUCGAUAGGAGCACAAAGCGCAAACCCAUCUGGUAACUGGACGAGAUUAAACAACGCAGUUUUGAUAUUCGAUAAAAACCAUCCAUUGUUGUACAAAUUCAUCGAAGAAUUCGCGUUGACUUUUAAUGGAAACAAAUGGGGUUUCAAUGGACCUUACCUUGUUUCAAGAGUGGUGGAAAGAGAAUCAAGAACAUCAGAUUACUCUAACUUCAGUGUUUUACCGCCAUUAGCGUUUUAUCCGGUGGAUUGGACUCGUAUCGGUGGGUUAUUCCGGCGGCCGGUGAACCAGGGCCACCGGAGAUGGGUGGAGAAGAAGGUGGUGCAAAUAAGAGAGUCGAGUUAUGGAGUUCAUCUCUGGAAUAAACAAAGUAGAAGCUUUAGGAUAGAAGAAGAAAGCAUCAUGGCGAGAUUAAUCUCUGAUCACUGUGUCAUUUGCAAAUUCUUCAACAAAACUCAACGACUUAAUCAUUCAGACACUUUGUUCAUCAUUUCAUGAUCAUUUCACAAAACUUCGAUUCUCUUUUGAUGUAAAUAACAAGACUUUGGUGUAUACAAAUCACAACUU
This is a messenger RNA of Cynara cardunculus var. scolymus (artichoke), 1753 nucleotides long. Its product is annotated as lactosylceramide 4-alpha-galactosyltransferase. The record is from RefSeq and is a predicted model, not a curated record. The coding region runs from base 350 to 1684 and encodes 444 amino acids. The transcript has a single exon. NCBI's taxonomy places the organism in Eukaryota, Viridiplantae, Streptophyta, Magnoliopsida, Asterales, Asteraceae.